This is a messenger RNA of Cyprinus carpio (common carp), 740 nucleotides long. It is a transcript of the gene selenot1b, whose product is annotated as selenoprotein T, 1b. Gene Ontology annotation, cellular component: endoplasmic reticulum membrane. Gene Ontology annotation, biological process: cell redox homeostasis. Gene Ontology annotation, molecular function: thioredoxin-disulfide reductase (NADPH) activity. The record is from RefSeq and is a predicted model, not a curated record. The transcript has 5 exons. Lineage: Eukaryota; Metazoa; Chordata; Actinopteri; Cypriniformes; Cyprinidae.
AGGCUGUAUAUAUAUUCCGCGUGUAGCGUCUCAGAGCAGGGUUUGCGCGAGCGGACUGUGCGGGAUGGAAACGCGCUGUUUAUGUCUUUUACUGGUCUGUGUGCUGUCACUGAACCACGCCACAGCCGACAAUGGCAGCGUUAAAAAGAUGAAAAUGCAUUAUACAGGAACGCCACUGCUGAAGUUUCAGAUUUGUGUGUCCUGAGGGUACAGGCGGGUGUUUGAAGACUACACCCGGGUUCUCACCCAGAGGUACCCAGACAUCCGCAUCGAGGGAGAAAACUUCCUGCCACAGCCUCUUUACAGACACGUAGCUUCCUUCCUCUCUGUCUUCAAACUCGCAGUGAUAAAUGUUGUGUUUGUGACCUCGGUUUGUUGUGUUUUUGUUAAGAUAUAUGCCUGCAUGAUGGUGUUCUUCCUCAGCAACAUGAUAGAAAACCAGUGCAUGUCCACUGGAGCCUUUGAAGUCACACUUAAUGAUGUGCCCGUGUGGUCAAAGCUGCAGUCAGGACACCUGCCCUCCAUGCAGCAGCUGGUGCAGAUCCUUGAGAAUGAGAUGAAGCUGAGCGCACACAUGGACUCGCUCCCACACAGACGCGCGUAGAGCUGUAGGAACUAAACCGACCGCUGUGGCUUGUGGGAAGUCUGGUAGUUUUUAUGCAACCAUAUAAAGAUAUUAAAUGUGUCCACAGGGUUUCUGUGAGUGUUAAAGUUUCACUAAAAACCUCAUACAUCACACU